AUGACACUAUUGUGGCACAAGCUGCGUGAUAAUGUGUGUGAUGCCAACAAUCAUUCUGUGAAUCUUCACUUCAACUAUACAUUUAUAACUACUCAUUCAUCGAAAUGUAGUGAACACCAACCAUUCCUUGUUCUCAUAACACCAUCGUCGACCGAAAAAGACAAAGAAAGAGGAAUCCUUAGACAAACUAGAAUGCGAAAUAAAGUAGUACAAGGGAAAAAGAUUGUGCACGUAUUUCUGAUUGGGAAGUCGGAUUCCACAGAAGUCAAUGCAAAUGUAAUCAAAGAAAACGAAAAAUACGAUGACAUUAUCAUUGUUGAUUUCAAUGACACAUACGUAAACAUGACAUUGAAAACAAUAAUGAUUUGGAAAUGGGCAACCUAUUUUUGUGUUGAUACUACAUAUGUCAUGAAAGUUGACGAUGACGUAUUAGUGAAUUUCAAGAAUCUCGUGGGAACACUUAUCACUGCUCCGAAAACUCGCUAUGUCCUGGCUGAUGUUCACAUGAAUACUAAACCCCUUAGAGAUAAAAAGAUGAAAUGGUAUGUAAGCUUCGAAGAAUGGCCCCAUAAUGUUUAUCCACCUUACCCUAACGGGCCCGCCUAUGUAAUGUCACGUGAUGUUGCACAAGGUAUAUUUUUAUCAGCACGUCAGGAACUAUUUCGAUUUGAAGACGUCUAUGUAGGAAUACAGUUGCAGUCGCUCGGUAUUGUACCAACUCAUGACUCACGGUUCGACAGCAUGGGUAAAAAGCGCUCUAUCUGUGAGUUAAAACAAGUAGUGACGUCAAACUGGGUAUAUGGAGACCAAAUGUUACGACUAACACGUAAUUUAGAAGAAUGGGAAGAGUACUUAAAAUGUGACGAUAAUACCUAUUUAGUCGAUGACACUAAUAUGAUUGCGAUUAAAAACUGA
Molecule: messenger RNA, 915 nt
Organism: Saccoglossus kowalevskii
Lineage: Eukaryota; Metazoa; Hemichordata; Enteropneusta; Harrimaniidae
Product: beta-1,3-galactosyltransferase 1-like
Source: RefSeq, a predicted model, not a curated record